AUGUGGGCGCCGAGCGGCCCGCCGGGGCCCGCUGGCUGGGACCGCCGCCGGGUGGGCGCCAGGCUGCGCGCGGCGCUCGCGGGGCUGCACGAGCUGCGGGGGCUGCGCGCCAGGCAGCAGGCGCGCGUGUGGGGCGCGCUGGCCGGGCCGCCCCCGCCCGGGCCCGCCGCCCCCCGCGGCCCCCGCGCCCACGAGCUGCGGCUGGAGGCGGCGCUGGCGGCGCUUCAGGAGCAGCUGGACCGCUUGAGACGCCAGGACGUCGGCCUGCAGACGCACCUGGACCAGCUGGACCGGCAGAUCAGCGCGCUGCAGCUGGACGUGCGCAGGGGCCCCGGCGAGGCCGCGGACAGCGACAGCAGGCCCAGCUCGGGCUUCUACGAGCUGAGCGACGGCGGCUCCUGCUCCCUGUCGACCUCCUGCACGUCCGUGUGCAGCGACCACGUGUCCUGCUCCCUGGGCACCUUGCUACCCGCCGCCCCCAAGGCCAGGCCUGGCUCUGGGGACUGCCGGCCCCGCUCGGCCGACGAGACCGCCGUGUGCGGGGUCCCCCUGCCUGCGUGGGGUCCCCCGGCCGGCGAGGAGGGGCCAGGCCAGCUACUGCAGGAGGAGCCCCGGCCGCGGCCGGUGUCCACAGGUGACCUUGAAAGGAUCCUGCCGGCCGACGUGGGGCUGCAGAAAGCCGGGGCACACCCCGCGGCCACUCCCUUCCUCUGCCACGGUGUGGACCCCAAGUACCAGUGCGACCUGGUGUCCCGGGGCGGCCGGGAGGUGUACCCCUACCCCAGCCCGCUGCACGCCGUGGCCCUGCAGAGCCCGCUGUUCGCUCUGACCAGGGAGACGCCGCAGACUGAGGGCCGUGUGCCCCCCCGCCCGCCCCCCGCCAGCCCCGCAGGCCCCAGCUCCGUCCGCUCCGGGCUGGCCUUCGAGGCUGGCCCCGCUGCAGCCUACAUUGAGCGGCUGCUGCGGCUGCGGGCCCGAGGGAGUGCGCGGGGGCCCCCUAGAGGGGAGGCGUCCCCAGCCCCGCCGCAGCUCGGUGCCCGGAAGGUGGACGAUGAAGGUGGCCUGGAGAAGCCGGCCUGCACCCCCGGGAGGGCAGUAGUGAGCGGGGCCGCCUGCGGGGACAGCCUCGCCCGGCCGCCACCUGUGCCCUCUGUGGGCACCCCACGCCCCAGCAGCCAUCCCGAGGGGGGACCCGGCCCCUCGUGUGGGCACAUGCGCGGGGAGACCCGUCCAGACGCCCCCCAGCUGGCCUGUGGCCGGGCCCCCGCUCCCCGCUGCCCCGCUCAGCCGACGGCGCUUGCUGGCUGGACGGGCGGAGGCAGGUGGCCGAGCGGGCGAGUGGACGGACGCUGCGCCCACCCCCAUCUGGUUGCCAGCGGAGCUUCCCCCACAGGGCCCCCCAAGACCAGGCCUGUGACGAUCAGGAGGGGGCCCAGCGACAAGACGCAGGGGCCUGGGAGGCCGCAGCUGCAGUGGGGCGCCCUCGGGGUCCCCCGGCCGCCCCCAGAGUCAGGGAGUGCUCCCCGGAGGCCCACGCGGGCCGCAGAGGCGCCCGGCCGGUCCUGCUCCGAGUCCAGCCUCUACCCCGUGUCCUUCUUCGUGCCUCUGCUGGUGGCGCGGCGGGAGGGUCACCGGGCGUCGUCUCAGGCCUUGUUCCCCUGGGAAGCCGCGCCGCUAGGGGCGUCCGGGGGCGCGGCGCGGAAGAAGCAGCGCCGGUGGCAGUCCUCGGUGGAGAUCUCGGCCCGGGCGCGCCCGGACCCCGGCCUGGGGCCCCGCAGGCCCGCGGCCCGGAGAGGGGGCCUCCCGAGGCCCGUGUUUGUCAGGCCCAGGCCCCCGCCGCCCCCGCAGGACGCCCGCGCCCGCAGCGCGUCGGAGGGCUCCGACGGCUCCGCCGAGUGCGCCUCGCUGCUCCUCUCCACCGCAGCCGGGAGCAGCGGGGAUGAGGCCAGCGACCACACCGCCAGCCGCUUCGGGGACGCCGAGUCCAGCGGCAGCGAGUCGGGGGGCGGCGGGCGGCCGGGCCAGCGGGCCCGCGCCAGCUCCAGGGCGGCCCUGCCCCCGGUGCCCAGGCUGUGCCGCGUCAAGGCCUCCAAGGCCCUCAAGAGGAAGAUCCGCAGGUUCCAGCCGGCCGCCCUGAAGGUCAUGACCAUGGUGUGAGGGGCGGCAGAGGGGCCUCUCCGCUUAGGACCCGCCCAGCCUCGCUCACUCGAGUCUGGUGUGCGGGCUGCCAUCUGACAGCUCUGCUUGGUCCCCGAAGCCACCCUUUGACAGGGGUCCCCUCAGAGGAGCUGCCGGGGUGUCCCUGGGUGUGUCACCCCGGGUGAGGCUGUGACUCUGAGUGCGUCGCUCACGGGGCGCAGUGGAGACAAUCUCCGGGACCCCGGGAUUGCAGACCUGACGGCCGGCCUCCCAGGCCCUGUGCCCUGAGCCCGGGAUGGGUGCCCUCGGGCUGGUGCACGUUGGGGGGCGGGCGGUAUCCCCGAUGGCUGCAGCACUGCUCUAGAAACUGGGUUGGAAUAUGAGUCCUUGUCAAACGCUACAGGUGAAUAAACACCUCAAAUGCCGUUGUCUUUGCAAGUCAGCCUGCCCCUGUAGCCUCCCCGUCCCGGGGACGUAACUGGUGGUCAGCAAACCCUCGUCCUUCCCACCGUGAGGACGCCCUCUCACCCCGGGGGGAGAACGCGCUUCAUGUGA
This is a messenger RNA of Dama dama (fallow deer), 2694 nucleotides long. RefSeq names its product dishevelled binding antagonist of beta catenin 2 (gene DACT2). The record is from RefSeq and is a predicted model, not a curated record. Gene Ontology annotation, cellular component: cytoplasm. Lineage: Eukaryota; Metazoa; Chordata; Mammalia; Artiodactyla; Cervidae. Gene Ontology annotation, biological process: negative regulation of nodal signaling pathway. The transcript is spliced from 4 exons. Bases 1 to 2157 code for a protein of 718 amino acids.